Molecule: messenger RNA, 996 nt
Organism: Synchiropus splendidus (mandarinfish)
Lineage: Eukaryota; Metazoa; Chordata; Actinopteri; Syngnathiformes; Callionymidae
Product: non-structural maintenance of chromosomes element 1 homolog
Exons: 8
Coding region: 109-855 (248 amino acids)
Biological process (GO): DNA damage tolerance; double-strand break repair via homologous recombination
Cellular component (GO): nucleus; Smc5-Smc6 complex
Molecular function (GO): ubiquitin-protein transferase activity
Source: RefSeq, a predicted model, not a curated record
AGAAAUGUUGACGUCCGGCGGGAUGUUGAGAAGGAGCGCGCAGGCGUAGUGUUUACAUUGCGCGUUAUCGAAAGAUUUGUCAAUGUUGUCACUGUCAGGUGGACGGACAUGGCAGCGCAGAUGACCGACAGCCACCGCAGGUUCCUACAAACCCUGAUGGCUAACGGAAUUGUGAGUGAAAGACAGGCGAGGACUUUGCAUCGGUUCUGUUGCGAGACGCACAACGCGCCUUAUGACCCAGAAACCCUGGACCACUUCGUCAGUGCCAUCAACGCAAAACUGCAACCCUUGUCUAUGCAGAUCAGGAAAGGCCUCUCGGAAGAGAAGGGCGAUCAGCACUAUGCUCUGGUGAACAUGACGGAGAACGAUGUGACCAAGUUGUCAUCUGAUUAUGCGGAAAAUGAGCUGGAGCUGUUCAAGAAAAUUAUGGACCUGAUUGUGGGCUCUGACUGUGGCACUGCCACCUCCAUCGACAUCCUGAACAGCACAGACACUCUCACCACGAAGAAACUGAAGAAGAUUGAGGCGGAGCAGCUGCUGAACAGACUGGUGCAGGACCAGUGGCUCUGCGAGAAACAAGGGGUCUAUUCCUUGUCCACCAGAUGCAUCCUAGAGAUGGAGUCCUACAUCCGUGCAAUGUACCAGGACCAGCUCAAGCUGUGUCACAUCUGUCACAACGUAGCUUUCCAGUGCCAAGUAUGUGAGAAUCCCACGUGCUCCAUCCGAAUACACAACCCCUGUGCCACCAGAUACUUCAAGGACAGGAAGGAGCCACAGUGUCCGGCCUGCAACGACGCGUGGCGCCACAAAAUACCCGCAGACAUCAGAGGACGUCAGUCUCGGAACACGAGAUGAAGUACAUUCUCUAACUGUGUCUUUUUUUUAAACUAUGUUGUUCAUCUGAAUAAAACAUGUUUUUAAAUCUGGAACAUGUCAUUAAAUGAUGAGGUGGUGAAGAACUUCUGGUGGAGGUGGGUUGUGACUUCAGACUGAAAG